AUGGAGCAGACUUUCUCCAACUUAUCCGGACCCGUCUGUGCCGGUAUCACUCUAUCGUUCCGCAGCGUCGUGGUCGGUCUAUUUCUGACAGUCUUCAUCUCGUUUGCCAUUGUUGGGAACAUACUUGUGAUAUUAUCUGUUCUGUGCAACCGUCACUUGCGGACUGUGACAAAUUUCUUUAUUGUAAAUCUUGCCGUGGCAGACCUUUUGCUCAGCUUAAUGGUUCUGCCGUUUUCUGCGACUAUGGAAGUGCUUGACUGUUGGGUUUUUGGCCGUGCUUUCUGCAACGUCUGGGCAGCCGUGGAUGUUCUCUGUUGUACAGCGUCAAUUCUCAGCCUCUGCAUGAUUUCGAUCGACCGUUACAUCGGAGUGAAGCACUGUCUAACGUACCCGACCAUUGUAACAGAGCGACGCGCAGCAAUGGCACUGGUGGUGCUCUGGUGCGCUUCCAUGGUCGUAUCAAUCGGUCCAUUAAUGGGCUGGAAGGAGCCGCCACCCUCGGAUGACCACGAGUGCAACAUAACGCAGGAACCGGGCUAUGCACUGUUCUCCUCCCUGCUUUCCUUCUACUUACCACUGACAAUUAUCCUUGCGAUGUAUUUUCGUAUAUAUGUCGUGGCACGGCGGACCACUGACAGUUUAGAAGCCGGGUUGAAGCGCGAGCGAGAGAACACUGUAGAGAUUGUGCUGCGGAUCCACUGCAGAAGCGCACUGGAAGAGCCGAUGCAUACACCGGGGAGAAGCCACCUGUUCAACAGGUCGUUGUCCACACGCUUAAAAAGGUUUUCUCGGGAGAAGAAAGCGGCAAAAACUCUGGCUAUAGUGGUCGGUGUGUUCAUACUCUGCUGGCUUCCUUUUUUUCUGGUGUUGCCUUUGGGCUCUUUGUUCCCAAGGCUGAAGCCAUCAGAGAAUGUGUUUAAGCUGGUAUUCUGGCUUGGUUACUUCAACAGCUGCGUGAACCCUCUCAUCUACCCCUGCUCCAGUUUGGAGUUCAGAAGAGCUUUCAGCCAAUUACUUCGCUCUUUCGCCUGCUCGGCCGCGCUCCGGCACUCAGCCAGACAUUAG
This is a messenger RNA of Chanos chanos (milkfish), 1065 nucleotides long. RefSeq names its product alpha-1D adrenergic receptor-like. Bases 1 to 1065 code for a protein of 354 amino acids. The record is from RefSeq and is a predicted model, not a curated record. Lineage: Eukaryota; Metazoa; Chordata; Actinopteri; Gonorynchiformes; Chanidae. Gene Ontology annotation, cellular component: plasma membrane. Gene Ontology annotation, molecular function: alpha1-adrenergic receptor activity. The transcript is spliced from 2 exons. Gene Ontology annotation, biological process: phospholipase C-activating G protein-coupled receptor signaling pathway; cell-cell signaling; positive regulation of cytosolic calcium ion concentration.